AUGAUGUAAGUAGUGCCGAAAACAACCGGAAGUACGAAAGUGCUCCAUAACAACAGGACGCCAGAUAAAUUUUUAGACAUGUGAACCCAUAAUUUUACACUAUUCCAAUCACAAAAGUGUUCAAAAUGAGUGCUUGUAGUCAUAAAAGUAAACAUAAACACAUUGAGAGUGAUGUUGACCCAUUCAUGUGUACAUGUGGGCCUUGUAGAUCAUUUUGGAAGGACAAUUUUGGAGAAGCAGCAGAAUUAUUAAGAGAAUCUUCUCUAAGCAGAGCAGAUGAUUCUACAACCAUACCACAUGAUCAGCGAGGUGUUAAAGUUGGGGAUCGAGUUCUAGUUCGAGGGCAACAUGCUGGUUCUAAAUUUAGAAGAGGUACAGUGAAAUUUGUAGGAGUUAUUGAUGACAAUGCUAUUGCACCUAGAUUGUAUGUUGGAGUAAAAUUGGAUGAUAAUAUAAACUCAACACACAAUGGUGUAUUUAAAGGAAAGCGUUAUUUUUAUUGUGAACGAGGGCAUGGUGCAAUGGUAACAUACACUGAAGUACAAAAAUUGAAACAAGUUGACAAGCGUCCUCCAAUGCAAGGGAAUUUCAUGUAUCCAAGUUUUGAAGAAGUAAAGAAAAGGAGGAAAGAGAGAAACCAAAAGUUAGUAGAACUGUAUGCCAAAGCAGGAGUGGCUCCUCCCAGUGAUCUGAUGCCAACAAUAGCCAGACCAAAAACAGAACCUAAUAUACAUGUAGGAGACCCAAAUGAUAUUGUUAUAAAGGAUUUAGAAAGACAAAAGGAAAGAGAAAGAAGAAGGAGAGAAAUAAUGAACGAAGCAGACCAGGAGAAACUUGAACUUAGAAAAUUACGAAUGCAGUUUGGAAACAACGAAAAUGCUGACAGAAUGGCUAUUACUCUUAGAAAAUUACAAAGAGCUUAUGAAGAAGGAUUAGUUAUAUCAAAACGUAGGGGAACGAGGGCUGACCUGGAUUAUGAUAGUGACGAAGAUUAAUUAAUGUACUAAUAUUAUAAAUCAUGAUAUUUAUUGAUUAGGAAAACACAUAGACUAGUUGAUAUACUGGGGAUUCAUUUAUUUUCGUGGGUAUAAUUUUUCGUAGAUUGAGAAGAACUUGCAUUUUCGUGGGUAUUUGAUUUCAUGGUUUUGUCAAUCUCUUCAUACAAAGCCUAUAUAAAAUAUGUAAUUGGUAGAACAUUUGAAUUUGUGCUUUAACUGUACCAACGAAAACUAUUAAAAUUUUAUCCAACAAAUAAUAAUGAAUCCACAGUAUGUGUUUUGUUUUUGUAUGAAAAGAUGACUGUAUGCUAGUUCCUUAAUUUUUUUAAACGUUUUAUUUUUGUUGAAUGCCAGAAAUUUUUUGAAAAGUUGUAGUUAUAGAAAUGUAGAUGUCAGAAUCAUGUAGUAGUAGGCCUCAUUACAUAACUGUAUUGUAUGAUAUAUAUUGUUACAUGUUUAUCAUUUGUUGAGAGUAGAAAUGAAGUUUGUGAAAUGUUUCAUUAAAGCAUUUUUCUAUAAAUUUUGCUUAACAUAUGAAUAACGUUUAUUUUCAUAUGGUAAUUUAAUUUGUGAAAAACA
Mytilus trossulus (common blue mussel) is the source of this 1577-nucleotide messenger RNA. RefSeq names its product CAP-Gly domain-containing linker protein 1-like. Gene Ontology annotation, cellular component: nucleus; microtubule plus-end; cytoplasm. Bases 126 to 995 code for a protein of 289 amino acids. The transcript has 7 exons. The record is from RefSeq and is a predicted model, not a curated record. Gene Ontology annotation, biological process: cytoplasmic microtubule organization. Gene Ontology annotation, molecular function: microtubule plus-end binding. Lineage: Eukaryota; Metazoa; Mollusca; Bivalvia; Mytilida; Mytilidae.